AUGCUCCUUGUUGUUCCAAGGCGUUCAGGACACCCCACAUCAACUUAUGAUUCCCGUUGUUCCAGCUCCGUUGGUCCUAUAAAUUCCUGCACACCAGGGCCUCAUCAAUCAGCUCCUGCCGAUGUCUGCGGUUAUCUGACUGCAGCCUACUCUAACGGCCAACCACAACGCAACAAAUCAAUUUCCAGUCAAACGAACCUGUUGCGACAGGUCAGCCAGCCCUCCCUCGGACUAUCAACCAUUCGCUUUGGCUCAUUGGUCCAGCCUAAAAGCAGUGUAGACUCGCCCGAUCGAGGCACCAAGCGAGAAGUGAGCUAG
Messenger RNA from Protopolystoma xenopodis, 318 nucleotides. Lineage: Eukaryota; Metazoa; Platyhelminthes; Monogenea; Polystomatidea; Polystomatidae. The record is from the annotation of a GenBank genome assembly.